Messenger RNA from Danio rerio (zebrafish), 3559 nucleotides. The record is from RefSeq and is a predicted model, not a curated record. NCBI's taxonomy places the organism in Eukaryota, Metazoa, Chordata, Actinopteri, Cypriniformes, Danionidae.
UACUGCUUUGCACUAACGUUACUUCCCUUUUGUCUUGUUUGAAACAUAAAAACAGUACCUCUGUAUCCCAUUUUUAAAAAAAUUGUGGGAUCAGUUAAAACAUUUUAGAAUAUUUUUUUUAUCUUAUAUUUGGUAUUUUUUUAAACAUCAGUGUUUAAUAAUUUUUUUAUAAUCUUGUAAUAUGGUAUAUGAGGCAUAUUACAUCUAUGAAGCUAAGCAUAGAUAUUAAUAUAUGUAAUUGCAAUGCCUUUAUUUUAGUGAGUUAAGUACACAUAACACAUCAUUUCUGCAUAACUGACCUUUGUCAGACAGACUGCCUUGAUCAGAGGAGCACAGAUAAACUACUGUAUUUAUUUCCCCAAUUGAUCGCCAUUCUGCAAUUAGUUUUUUUUAAUGCCUGGGGUCAUAAUUCAUUUUGCAUAUUAAACAAACACCUGAAUAACCACCAGAGGUGAUCAUUUACAUUAUAUUGUGAUAAACACAAAAUCAACUGUACAAAAUCUAACCCAGGUACAUGUCUGAUCAUUUCUUUUGUGUAAUUUCUGUUUUAAUUUCUGUUGCAGGCAGAGUCUGUGUAUGUGGACACUCACUAUUUGACCCUUUCUUCAGUUUCUCUUGUCUGUCCUCCACAAGCAGAGACUCACUGAUAGACAGCUGUUACCCAUUCUAGGCCUAACACAUCCAAACACGACCACACCGCAAGUGUAUCCUUUACAGCUAAAGAAACACACUACAAUCAACAAUGGCGGUCCAGUUAAGAGUAAUUUUAGAAGAACACAACAUUCAAAAAUUGAAACUUCCAACAGGAAUUCCAAAUACAUUGGAAGAUCUUGUUUCCAUAAUUACUGCAACUUUCCAAUUGCAUGGGGAAAUUGGACUACUAUACCAAGACAGUAACUUUGACAAUCAGUUUUUCAGUGUCACCUCAACUGCUGACUUGCAUGACAAGGCCACUGUUAAAGUGAUCCUAAAAGAGCCGACAAUCACCCUUGACCUACACCCAGUAUUUGAAUCAUCUACAUUGAGUACAGUGAGCACCCAUCCUGCUAGUACUGCUGAAACGGACAUCUGCCCUGCAGAUCAUGAUGCAUCCUCAGAGGUGUCAAACUGCGAAUCUUCAAGUUCCAGUGAUACCAUUAUUCUUCCUGAUUCAUGUCGCUCUGCUGCAUGGCCAGUGCCAUUCCAAGUACCAGAGUUUUCCAGAGACAUAGAACUAAUCCUUGCAGAGGCAAACAACUCGUAUCAUGCCUCUGGAAGACACUUCAUGGAUGCCAGUAUUAAAUCAGCAAUAAUGCAAGAGCUUGCAAAAGUAAUUUUUUCAUACACCGCUUACCCAACCAAUGAGCAGAUCCUCUCAGUAGCUGAAGCCUUGGUUUCUAAGUUUCCGUGUCUUAGGGAGCCAGGUUCAUUUGCGGGAUUAUAUGGCUGGCAGCAGCGCAUAAAAAACAAGAUGCACAAUUACCGUGCAAAGCUAAGAUCUCGAAAAUAUUCUUACCCGGAAAUUGAAAUCAACACCUUAAAAAGGAAGCAUCCCGCUGAUGUAGGGCCUUUAAAAAAUAUAAAAAAGGCCAAAAAAGCAGAGGUUAAUUACCUCCCUCCACACCCUACUGGUGAAAGCCAAGAGACACUGGAGAAAGAGAGACUUGAAUUAAUUUGUGAAAUUACAAAGAAAAACAAUGCAAAGAUAAUUGCAGAUAAAAUGAAUAAAACCUUCUCUAGCCGAAGAAUUGAAGUGGUCAGCCUCAGCCCCUCUGUUGAUGUGUUUAAAGAAAGGUGGCCAGCAUUAUUCACUGAGGCUCAGAUCAAGGAGGAGUUCAGACGCAUCACAAUGGUUUCCUUGGAGGAGACAUUCCUGCGGAAGCUUGAUGAGUACACACCUGGUCUUUUGCGGCUAAUGCGUGCCAAAGGAGGAGCAGCUGGUUGCAAGAUGCGUCCUCUGCUGGACAGUUUAAAUACACAGAACAUUGAGGAAAAAAGAGAUGCUGUUGUCUGCUGCCUCAUUAACUACCUCGGUGAAAGACAAGAAGAUCUUUUCCAUGAAUGGCAGGAAUGUGAGGAGUACACAGACAAAACAAUGAAGGUGAUUGUGAAGCACAAUGUCAUGGCUGAGGAGGACGAUUUGUCUAUUGUGAUCGAGGGAAACCAAGUGAUGGAAGGAUGUGGAAGCCGAACAAAGGCAUGCAUACUGCUGAUGGGACUCAUAUAUGCAAUCAACAUUGAAUAUCCAAAGGAGCUGAAGAACACAUUUGAAGCUUUUCAAAAACUUUUUUUGGAAAUUGAUGGGGCAAAACUUCUGAAGAAAGUCCACAGCCUCAAAAAUAAGCUUAUGCAGUAGACAUUUCUCUCCUUGUUUAAAGGGGAUUCUUUGUUUGGACAUACCUUGAUGGAGUUGUAAUGGACUGUUUUAUAUUUUUCUUCUCUUCCCUCAUUUGCUCCACAUACAGACACAGACCCAUCCACUGUUUCUCAGCCCUCUCCAUUGCUCUGUGUUUUCCCCCAUAUUGACAGAAAAGGAAUACUAAUAGAUAGUGGCCUGAACAAUUUUGAUCUCACCUACCCUCUUCCCCAUUUGUUUGCUUAUUUCAUUCUGAUCCUAUCUGCGAGAGUGAGAGUAAGGACAAAAAAAAAAAAUGAUGGUAUUUUGUUUUUCUUUUAUCUUUUUUUAUAUUUAAUACUGUACAUGCACAGAAAAACGAGGUUGUGUGUGUGGUUUUGCCUUUUAAAAUAUAAUAAGUGGCCUCUGAAAGAGUUGUAUGCGAGUAGCCAAUUAUUCAGAAACAACAUUUGAAAAUUAUCUUAGUGAGCUAUAAAACAGGUUUAUUUGUUCAUUAUUGUGUGAAGCUGUUGCACUUUAUUUAGCACUUUAUUCUGUGUUUUUAGAUACAAGAAAAUCUUGAUGUGAUUGAUCAUUCAGCACUGCUCUGAUUUCCUCACUUCUUUUUUAUUUUCCUUUUUUUGCUCCCCUCUCUCCUCACUUUUCUUUUCUUCUCUGAUCUAGAUGUGUUUUAUUAUCCAACAUUAUUGAAACAACAUUUGAAACUGUUGUCUUAAUGAGUUAUAAAACAGGUUUAUUUGUUCAUUGUUGUGUGAAGCUGUUGUACUUUAUUUAGCACUUUAUUCUGUGUGUUUUGAUAAUUUGGUGCAUCAGUGCUGCAUAUAAGCAAGACUGUUCAGUUAUUUUGUUUUAUGAAUGUAUAUGGAUAACAGACCACUGGUCAGUUACUGUUGUGUAAAUCUGAAAAGACACAAGUUUAGUCUAAGAGUUUAGAUAAAAGAAAAUCUUGAUGUGAUUGGACAUCCAGCUCUGCUCUAAUCUCCUCACUUCUCCUUUUUUUCUCCUUUUUUUUUUCCUUUUCUUUGCUUACUUCUUUUCUGCUCUGAUCUGGAUGUCCUAAAACAGGGAAAUGUUUUAUUAUCCAACAUUAUUGAAAUAUUUGAUAGAUCAGCGAGUUAUAAAACAUGUUCAUUACUUGAAAUGUUGUGUAAUGCUGUUGUGCUGCACUUUAUUUUAAGUGCGUUUUCUGAUUUUUUGGAAUAAAAACAUUGAGUUGAUAACCAA